Molecule: messenger RNA, 1830 nt
Organism: Coccinella septempunctata (seven-spotted ladybird)
Lineage: Eukaryota; Metazoa; Arthropoda; Insecta; Coleoptera; Coccinellidae
Gene: Eno
Product: enolase
Exons: 5
Coding region: 180-1481 (433 amino acids)
Biological process (GO): glycolytic process
Cellular component (GO): phosphopyruvate hydratase complex
Molecular function (GO): magnesium ion binding; phosphopyruvate hydratase activity
Source: RefSeq, a predicted model, not a curated record
UCAAAAUGCAGGUUCCUGUAAAAAUAGGUCCCUACCUUACAACGUCCUUUACGUGUCCUCUUGUAAAUUUGAAGGUUGUGAAAUUUUUUGACAUUCAAAUAGUGAGCGAUUAAUUGUGACGAUACCGGUCCUAAAUAAUUGAUAUUGUAUUUCGGAACUUUCGAAGCCAACAAGUAAUCAUGCCAAUUAAAAGCAUCUUCGCCAGACAAAUCUUCGAUUCCCGUGGAAAUCCUACCGUUGAAGUAGACUUGGUUACAGAUUUGGGACUUUUCAGGGCUGCCGUGCCAUCUGGAGCAAGUACAGGAGUGCAUGAAGCUUUGGAGCUUCGAGAUGGAGACAAGGAAAACUACCACGGCAAGGGGGUCAGCAAGGCUGUGAACAACAUCAAUAAGACAAUUUCUCCUGCCCUCGUUAAGGCCAAUCUGGAAGUCACCCAGCAAAAAGAAAUCGAUGAGUUCAUGAUCAAACUGGAUGGUACAGACAACAAGUCCAAAUUCGGAGCCAACGCUAUUCUGGGAGUGUCGCUCGCUGUGUGUAAGGCUGGAGCUGCCAAACGUGGUGUGCCCCUUUACAAGCACAUUGCAGAUUUGGCUGGGAAUAAAAACUUGGUUCUCCCUGUCCCCGCCUUCAACGUUAUCAACGGAGGAUCUCAUGCUGGUAACAAAUUGGCCAUGCAGGAAUUCAUGUUGUUGCCAACUGGCGCUACCAGCUUCACCGAAGCCAUGAAAAUGGGUUCAGAAGUGUACCACCACCUGUCCAAGGUCAUCAAGGAGAAAUACGGACAAGACGCCACCUCUGUAGGAGAUGAGGGUGGUUUUGCCCCCAAUAUUCAGAACAACAAAGAAGGUUUGAACCUACUCAAUGACGCCAUAGCUAAGGCAGGUUACACUGGUAAAGUGGAGAUCGGUAUGGAUAUCGCAGCCUCUGAAUUUUUCAAGGACGGUCUUUACGACUUGGACUUCAAGAACCCCAACUCCAACAAGUCCGACUGGGUGACCUACGAAAAACUAACGGACAUGUACAAAGACUUCAUCAAGGACUUCCCCGUAGUGAGCAUCGAAGAUCCCUUCGACCAGGACCACUGGGAGGCCUGGGCCGCCCUCACCGGAGGCACUAACAUCCAGAUCGUCGGAGACGAUUUGACGGUCACCAACCCCACCAGGAUCCAAACUGCCAUCGAGAAAAAGGCCUGCAACUGCCUGCUACUCAAAGUGAACCAGAUCGGCACGGUUACAGAGUCGAUAAACGCCCAUCUGCUGGCCAAGAGGAACGGAUGGGGCACCAUGGUAUCUCACAGAUCCGGAGAGACCGAAGACACUUUCAUCGCCGAUUUGGUGGUGGGUCUGUCCACCGGACAGAUCAAGACCGGCGCGCCUUGCAGGUCGGAGAGGCUGGCCAAGUACAAUCAGAUACUUCGCAUCGAGGAAGAAUUGGGAGCCGGCGCCAAGUUCGCGGGGAAGAACUUCAGGAAGCCACAGUAAUGACCUUUCCUUUCCCCGGUUCAGUUUUUAGAUUCCGAGAAAGUUUCUAACCUUUGUUUCGAUCUUUUUCAGAGCUGUGGAGUGUAGAUGUGGCGGCAAAUAAGGAAUUGUACGGAAAUUUUGCAUGACACGAACGUAAGAGGAAUUUUAUUUGAAAUUGGUAGAGUAAUUGUAUUCGAGAAAUAAAUUUUUUCAACCUUGAUUUUUAAUUUAUUGUAUGCCACAUAAAUGGAGUUUUUCUUGUGAUUCAGUUUUUUCUCGCGAAAGGUUAAUUGUGAAGAUUCCAUUGUGUAGUUUCUAUUUAGUUUUAUGUAAUGUAUAUUUGAAUUAAUACAUUAUUUAAGUAAAA